CGGGCACCAAAACAAAAAAUUUGAAUUUAUGGGAUGCAGGAAAUUAAAAAAAAACAUUCUUCUGCCAUUAUUAAUAUUGAAAUUAUAACAUAGGAAAAUUAGAUGCAGAAAAUGAUUAGAAUAUUUAAGAUGAUGGUGAUACCAAAAUGAAUAAAGAUCGUCAAUUGAAACAAGUACAGCUUAUAUAUAUCUCCAUCCUCAAUCCAUAUCUCUAUUACUUGGCGUUUUGAUAAAAAUGAACUUCGAUCUCUUUCUUUAACCUGAGCUGCACUCGUAGUUGGCUAACUAAGUCAAUACAUACGUAACUACGUUGACAGUUGAAACCAUGGAGAUUUCUGUGACUUCAUGUUUCACUAUAUUAUUUCUGAUUCUCCUACCCUUCUCUUCUUGCCUUUCCCUCUACACCAUUACUCCAAACCAACCUCUCAAAGAUGGCGACAUUUUGAUCUCUACCCAAAAUAAAUUCGCACUUGGAUUCUUUAGCCUGGGAAAUUCCCGCAACCGCUAUGUCGGAAUGUGGUACCACCAAAUUCCCGAACGAACCAUCGUUUGGGUAGCUAAUAGAGACAAUCCUCUAAGUGAUAAAUCCGGAGUUUUGGCCGUCGAUAGUCAUGGGCUAACUCUCUUUGGUAAAAAUGGAAGCUCUUCUUUUUGGUCAGUCAAUGUUUCGGUCCCUUUAGCAAAUAAUUCCAUGGCUAAGCUUUUAGAUGUGGGAAAUCUCGUUUUACUUCACAAUAACACUGGACAGAGUCGUCCUUUAUGGCAGAGCUUUGAUCACGCAACAGAUACCCUGCUUCCUUCAAUGAAAUUUGGAUGGAACCGAGUCACCGGGUUAGACAGCAUUCUUACCUCUUGGAAGUCGACAAACGACCCGGGAACCGGAAACUACUCAUACUGGUUCGACCAGAAUGGGUAUCCGCAAUUGUUCUUGAGUGAGGGACGGGUUCCACGUUGGCGGGCUGGAUCGUGGACCGGUACUCGGUGGAGCGGUGUACCCCAAAUGGCAGUAAGGUUCAUAUUCAAUGUCAGCUUUGUGCACAAUCAUGACGAAGUCUCAUACAUAUAUCGUCUCCACAACGACUCGAUUCUCACGAGGCUUGUGGUUGAUGAAUUAGGAACUGUUUACAGAUCCACGUGGCUGGAUAAAGAGCAACGAUGGCUGAAGUUUUAUUCGGCGCCGACCGAGACGUGUGAUCCGUACGAGUUUUGUGGGCCUAAUGGGUUAUGUGACCCUGUCAACAAGGAUGGGUUUGAGUGCUCCUGUCUACCCGGGUUUGAGCCAAAGUCGCCCAAGGACUGGUUACUAAGAGAUGGUUCAGGUGGUUGUGUGAGGAAGCCAGAGCUGAAUCGCAUGUGUGGGGACGGGGAAGGGUUUGUGAAGUUUGUAGGUGUGAAGGUACCAGACACAUCGAAGGUUCAUGUGAAUAUGAGUAUGAGUUUGAAAUCGUGUGAGGAAGAGUGCUUCAGGAAUUGUACGUGUGUGGCUUACUCUAGUGCAACUGUAAGCGAUGGUCCGAUUGGGUGCUUGACAUGGCACGGUGAUUUGGUGGACGCAAGGACUUAUUCUAAUUCAGGCCAAGAUUUUUAUGUGCGAGUUGAUUCCAUUACUCUAGCUCAAUAUUUGAAGAAGUCAAAAAAGAACUCUAUAAGCAAAAUUGGGAAGCUGGGAAUUGGGUUGAGUUCGUUUGCAAUACUAGUUCUCUUUCUAUUUUUUAUAUAUUGGUGGCGAAAGAGAAAAAACAAAGUGAAAGAGCAACGGAGCAAGUAUGGUUAUACAAGUCAAAAUAUCUUUUUGAAUGAUAUUUCUGGAAAAAAUGAGUUUGAUGAUAGUAUAAAUUCAGAGUUGCCACUCUUUGAUCUGAAUACUAUAGCUGCAGCCACUGACAAUUUUUCCAUUAAUAACAAACUUGGAGAAGGUGGCUUUGGCCCCGUUUAUAAGGGUGUGUUUGACGAUGGAAAGGAAAUAGCAGUGAAAAGACUAUCAAAUACCUCUGGCCAAGGAAUUGAGGAGUUUAAGAAUGAAGUGUUGCUAAUUUCGAAGCUCCAACAUAGGAACCUAGUCAGGAUUCUAGGUUGUUGCGUUCAAGGAGUGGAGAAGAUGUUAAUCUAUGAAUACUUGCCAAACAAAAGCUUGGACGUUUUCAUUUUUGAUGAAGAGAAAAGAAAACUAUUAGAUUGGAGAAAACGAUUUGACAUCAUUUCUGGUGUUGCUCGAGGGAUGAUGUAUCUUCAUCAUGAUUCAAGAUUGAGAAUCAUCCAUAGAGAUUUAAAAGCCAGCAAUGUUCUUCUAGAUGCAAAUUUGAAUCCCAAAAUUUCAGAUUUUGGCAUGGCUAGAAUAUUUGGAGGAGAUGAAAUUGAAGUAAACACCAAUCGAGUGGUUGGAACAUAUGGUUAUAUGUCACCAGAGUAUGCUAUGGAAGGACGAUUUUCAAUAAAGUCAGAUGUAUACAGUUUUGGAGUUAUGGUGCUAGAGAUAAUUAUUGGCAAAAAGAAUACUGGCUACUACGAUAAGAAAUUAGACUCCAAUUUGAUUGAGCAUGUUUGGGAUUUGUGGAAAGAAGGCAGGGCCUUGGAAAUAAUGGACUCAUUCAUAGAUGAAAUAUUUGGAGGCACAGUAUUGAGAUGCAUUACAAUUGGGCUGUUAUGCGUACAAGAGUAUGCCAUUGAUCGACCGACCAUGUCAGAAGUUGUUUUAAUGUUGAGUAAUGAGGCAAAACUUGUUAAUCCAAAACAGCCUGCAUUUGUAUGUAAAAGAAGUUACACUAUGUAUACUUCAAGUUCACAUACAGGUCUAUCAACUAGUGAAGGACAUAACUCAGUGAAUGAUGUCACUUGUACUAUGGUAGAAGCUCGUUGAAUAUGCUAUACUAUAGUUAAUUUAUUUGGAAUUCAAUAUAUGUAAUAUAAAUGCAACUCUAAAUUAUUUGUAUGUUAUUAGAAUUAUAAUAUUUCGUA
Humulus lupulus (European hop) is the source of this 2955-nucleotide messenger RNA. RefSeq names its product G-type lectin S-receptor-like serine/threonine-protein kinase At1g11410. Gene Ontology annotation, biological process: recognition of pollen; protein phosphorylation. NCBI's taxonomy places the organism in Eukaryota, Viridiplantae, Streptophyta, Magnoliopsida, Rosales, Cannabaceae. Gene Ontology annotation, molecular function: protein serine/threonine kinase activity; ATP binding. The record is from RefSeq and is a predicted model, not a curated record. Bases 326 to 2857 code for a protein of 843 amino acids. The transcript is spliced from 7 exons.